Chara braunii is the source of this 2120-nucleotide messenger RNA. NCBI's taxonomy places the organism in Eukaryota, Viridiplantae, Streptophyta, Charophyceae, Charales, Characeae. The record is from the annotation of a GenBank genome assembly.
GCUAGGGGUCAGGAGGACUUAUGAGAGAGGGGGGUGAGUCAUUAUCCAUCUUUGGAGGCUGGGCCUCACAGGUUAGACAAGAGGGGAUCUCCAGCUAAGCUGAUCGGGCCCAUUCGAUAAGUCAGUCCUCUCUUUUGUUUUAUUAUUAUUAUUAUUUUUCUUCUGGUGCGUGCCAUUCUCCAAAUCCAAAUGAAUUGUCGCUCCGGCUAGGAGUUCUACCUUCUACUCUGUGUGAUUUACUGAUUGUUUCUUUCAUAUGAACUAUCUAUGUCCGGUAUUGAGACACGUGCGCAGCGGGAAGAGAGAGAAGGGAGAGAGAAGGUGUUCUGUUUGAGAGUGCGAGGAAGGGCAAGAGGAGUGUUCGUCCAAACGUGAGGAGAAAGCGGACCCCUCUUUAGAGAUCUACUAACACCCCUUCCUCCGGCAUGGCGGACAUCACAUCUGCCCAAUGGCAGGCCAUGCUGGACACAGCGGACGAGAACGAGAAACCGUUCUUCCAAAAGCUUUAUGACGAUGCCGUGCAGAGGGAGAGAGAGGCAGAGGCAGCAGCCAGAGCCACCCGCAUUGCUGAUCAGGUGGCCCUCCUUCAGGUCCCGGAAGCUAAUGCUGACCGGUUCCAAGAAAGGUUAGCUGCUGCCGUAGCAGCCUUGGUUCGAUUGCCGACCUUGGAAGACCUUGAGUCCCGUGUGACAGCACUGGAGCAGCGGAACCAAGAGCUGCAGGCUGAGAUACUCAACCUUAAACACGGUCCCGAAGUGGACAAGCGGGCGGCCACUUUGCCGUCCAAGUACGACGGGAAAGCGGAUAUCACCUCUUGGAUUAGUUCCAUGCGCUCAUACUUCGAGGUUAUGGGGACACCGCAGGAAGGCCGAAGCAUGAUCAUGGGCACUAAUACUGAGCCCGCCGUACGGAAUCACAUUGAGCUCCAAACUGUUACUGCAGGUUAUCAGAGAAUUGACCUGACUGAGUGGCUGGAAGUAACUCCUGUACGCACCCUAGAGGACCUUCUCAUCACACGGUACCAAGAUAAGCAUGCUGCGCUCAAGGCAAGGCUGAAGCUUGAGGCCCUCAAGGGCCAAACAUGGAGGUCCUCCAUGCAGGCUUUGGAACAACACUUGACUGGUUUGUUCACCACUCCAGACCUGAGAAUGACCGACAUGUCUUGCAUGGAUGUAGUCAUGGGAGUGGCCCCUAAAGAAUACCUCUCCCUGUUAGCACUCAAAGACCAUACCACCUGGCGAGAGCUCAUGACGGAUCUAGUCAACCUAGAGGCCAAGGACCUCGCCAGGCGUAAGAAGACGCCCCCUGCAGGUGGAAAACCACAAUGCAAGCGGCAUGGAAGCAGCAACCAGCUUGCCCGGCAUGAACAUCGGGAGGCUGAAGAUCAGUCCUACGCGGAUGAUUUGUCUCUAGAUGACGAUCUAGAGCCGGACUCCGAUAUGGGCUGUUCUACAUCAGCCAUUGGGUCUGACGUGAGCGAAGAUGAAAAACUUAAUGCUUUCAAAAGGACUGCUUCAACUAAGGGGCCUAACCGUGGUUCGGGUAGGGGAACUAUUGCACACCUCCCCAAGAAUGCGAAAAUCCCUGAGAAACCGGAGGACGCUUCUAGCAAGCCUUGGGAAGCCCUCCGUAUCAGUCAGAAAGAAUGGGAAAGAAGAUCCAGACUGCGUGUAUGCUUGCAUUGUCAAAAGUUUGGGCAUGCUGUGCAGGACUGUUACCGUCUGCAGGGAAACAGGCAGAGGGCGUAGAAGAGUCAUCAGCACUGUCUACAAUAAGGGAAGUUGAAGCGUCAGUUGCAGGCCCCUCCAAGGAGUCUGAAUCUGAUCAACAGCCUGCCCCUGAAGCCCGGAACGACAUUGAAUCCAAGGUUGCUACAGUUCAUGUGCUAUACAUUGAGCCUUGGGAGGAGUCUAAGGAAGUUGACUUCCACGCUCACCUGGAACAUUGGUUGCAGCUCAAGCAGCAACGCCGUGUUCAAGGGAGUGCGGAGCUAACCUUCUUUAAAUUGCUCAUUAACCGCCGAUACAUCCGUGUGCUGAUUGAUAGUGGUUCAACCACCAAUUUCUUUUCUCCUAACGGGAUUCGUAAGGCGGGUCUGGGAAUGAAACAAGUGGAAUUGC